ACGCGGCGCCGCAGCAUGGAGCUUGUGUCAGUGGAGUAUGAGUACCAGUACAAGGCGAAGGACGGCCACAUCAUCUCCAUCAAACCUCAGGAGGUUUACAUCCUGGUCUGCAAAACUAAUGAGCACUGGUGGCGCGUCCGCAAGGACCAGGACACCAAACCCUUUUACAUCCCUGCCAGUUACGUGAAGGAACUGUCAGCCCCACCAACCAAAUCUACUCCUACUAAGAACUCAUCAGAGAGUGAUACCAAAAGCAAACCUUUGAUUUGUACAAGUCAGGCUCCUUCUAAGGAGAAGUACCGCUUCUCUACGUUUGGUUUCUGUGAGAACUCGUCACAUGUGAAUUCAUGGGAGCCUGUGAAAGGCACCGCGUCAAGAAGUGUCAGCUUGGCAGACACUCCAAACACUGCACAGAUGCACAACUCCAAACCAGAGGCUGCACUGAUCUCUGCACCUGCAAAAGCUGACAGCCUCGACGAGGAACCAAAACCUCAACCUGCAGAGAACCCUGCACGGCUCAAAGAGCCUCAGGAUGAUGCACCAAAAGAACAAAUGCAGACUUUUCCUGAGGAUUACAACAUGGACUUCCCCUUACCGCCCCCAGACAUGCACGACAUGAUUCCAGACAUAGAGAUCACGGAAUCAGACAAUUUCCCUGAGCCGGAGACUCUGGUUCCUGCAAAGGAAGAAUCAACUGGUCUGCAGAGCUCGAACCAAACGACAGAAACAGCUCCUCUCACAGUCAGUAAGGUACAGGAUGACAACGUUCGGACGGGAGUGUAUGUGAAUGUAGCACAACUUCGCCAAAGUAUUUCCGAGUCUCCGCCUUCGGUCGCCUCGCCCUGCUCUCCGUCCCCGUUCAACGAAUGGGAGGUUCAUGUUGACCAGGAUAGUGGACAGGAGUACUACUAUCACACCGCCACAGGGCGCACGACCUGGGAGAGCCCCUUUUUAGACUCCCCUACAGACACUCAGCAGCUCCCCUCAGAGGAGCCCCGGCCUCCGUCGCUUCCACGCUCUCCUCUCUCUUUGUCCUCGCCCCUGCCCUCUGGGUGGACUUCCGAUUGGGAACAGUUGGUGGAUGAAAGCAGUGGUCGGCCAUACUUCUACAACGCGAUGUCUGGGGAGACGUCCUGGGAGCCUCCGGAGCAGCAGAGCCCCUACCCUCCUCUGAUGGAUUCCCUGAACAGGUUUCCUGGCGAUGGACUGCCUCCAUUACCCGUGGAGGACUAUCCCCCUGAGGAUUACCCAACUGACGAUAUUCCAGACGUUUCGGAAGACCACCUCGCUACCCAAAGCCCCUCCUUCUCCAAUGAGUUCUCCUUCAGCCACGUGACCCGGACCAACAUCCCCCGGGCCAACCUGGACCGUAGCACCCCACCUGGAUGGAACCUCACAGUCGAACCCAAUGGGACUUGGGUGUUUACUAAUGAUAACUCUCCAGACCAGUGGAUCAAAUCUGUGGAUGAGCAAGGGCAGACCUACUACUACCUGAGAGACGGCUCCAGGUCCCAGUGGAACCUUCCGGAGGCUCCUGUAGCUCCCUACCAAUCCAGGGAGAACGGUGUUGAAGGAGAAAACGUGUCGGUCAUCAGAAACUGGAGACACACCAUGGGACCCUCUCAAUUCACUGGGCAGGACGAUGGGAGAUUUGUCCAAACUCACAAGAGAAACAUGUCGGACAACAGCAGCAACGGAGCGAGCACGGAAAACUCUUCGGAGACGCAACAUAACGUGCAGAACUUGGAAAAAGCUGGAAUUCUCAACAAAACAAAAGUUUGUGAGAACGGAAAGAAAGUACGGAAAAACUGGACUGCGACAUGGACAGUUCUCCGUGAAGGUGUGUUGACGUUCCACAAGGACCCCAAGUCUACAACGGCCGGGAAUAUUAACAAGACCAAUCAGAUUGUUCCGGAGUUCGCUGUGGAGCUGAAAGGAGCGACUAUUGGUUGGGCGUCGAAGGACAAAUCCAGCAAAAAGAAUGUGUUAGAGUUAAAAGGAAAGAAUGGCGUGGAGUUUCUCAUCCAGUACGACACAGACAGUAUCAUCCACGACUGGCACAAAAUCAUACUGGACGCCAUACGAAAACUAGAUUAUCAGGACCAACAUCCUGAAGAAGAGGAUGGAGACAUUUACGAAAAGAUUGCAGAGGACAAACCCAGCAGCACCAUAGACAGACGGAAACAAUCUAAGCCGGCCGUCACAAAUUCACCCAGCUCUUCGGGGGAGACGGACCCCAAGAAGGUUCGAACCAAGCUGAUGAAAUUGCUUAUGAAGCGUCCUACGUUGGAGGCAGUGAAGGAAAAAGGAUAUUUCAGAGAAAAUGUCUUUGGCUGUCCUCUGGAUACGCUGUGUGCACAUGAAAAGACGACGGUUCCCAGUUUUGUGGAAAAAUGCAUCAAAGCGGUGGAAAAGAGGGGUUUAGACAUUGAUGGAUUGUACAGAGUUAGUGGAAACCUUGCUGUCAUUCAAAAACUUCGCUUUAAGGCAGAUCAUGAGGAGCUGAACCUGGAGGACGGUCAAUGGGAAGACGUUCACGUCAUCACCGGAGCACUGAAAUUAUUCUUCCGAGAGCUUCCUGAACCGCUUUUCCCCUACAGUCACUUUGAAGCCUUCAUCUCUGCCAUCAGAAUUCCUGAUUAUAAUACAAAACUGUUGCGUAUUUAUGAACUGGUCAGAUCACUUCCUCAAGCUAAUCAUGACACCAUGGCGCUGCUUUUUGAGCAUUUGCACAGGCUCAUUCAGUACGGUGAGGACAAUCGCAUGACUGUUCAGAACGUGGCUAUCGUGUUCGGCCCCACUCUGCUCCGGCCUGAGAAAGAGUCCUCCAACAUCGCCAUGCACAUGAUCUUCCAGAACCAGAUUGUGGAGUUCAUCCUGAAUGAAUACGAGCGCAUCUUCUGUUCCAGCUGAAGCAAACUCACGAUGCUUCUUCUGUCUUUUGCUGAAAGUUUCUUUAACAGUUUUUUUUUUUUUUUAAUCUAGUAAAAUGAAAUACAUUUGGCAGUAUUGGGGGGAUUCAAUCUUGAGCCACAGGGUAGCAGAUGUUUGAGGGUUUUGUAUCUAAAACAAGCUGUUUUUUCUGUUAAAAAAAUAACUCCUUGACAUUUAAGGUUUUUAAAUCUCACAAGCCACUUUCUAAGUUCUUAUGCUUUUGGAUUUUUUUUCAGGUUUUUUCUUAAUCACACUGUAGAAAAACCUCAAAAUGGAAAAUAAUUUCUUCUACAAGGUUUAAAAAUUGCUUUCUAAUUUUUAAAAUCUUUUACAUGUGUUUAAAGUAGCAACAUGUCUCUCAUCACAAUUGCAUUCUAGUACUGUGUUUUCUUUUAAGCCUUUCUUUUAUCCUGAAAUGUUUUUGUAAUAUAGAAAUGUAUAAAAUAUAAUAAAUGCAUUAUAUUGCUGAUGGGAUCUUGGUAAGAAUCGAGUACUUUUCUACCAAGCUUCCUUGAAGAGAUUGUACAAUAACAUCCCAGAAAUUUAAACUAGAACUAUUUUUUAACUUUAAAUCAAUCUGAGAAUAAAUUUAAAAAAGGGUAUUAAGAGAAAAAUAUGUCUUGUAAAUAGUAAAGGAUGGCAUAUUUAUGCUGUGAGUUGGUUGAAUAAAUGCUUCUUGCAUAGUUCUUUCAAAAUAAAAGAAUUGUCAUGAAAAGA
Molecule: messenger RNA, 3651 nt
Organism: Oryzias melastigma (Indian medaka)
Lineage: Eukaryota; Metazoa; Chordata; Actinopteri; Beloniformes; Adrianichthyidae
Gene: arhgap27
Product: Rho GTPase activating protein 27
Exons: 17
Coding region: 16-2913 (965 amino acids)
Biological process (GO): regulation of GTPase activity; signal transduction
Cellular component (GO): cytoplasm
Molecular function (GO): protein binding
Source: RefSeq, a predicted model, not a curated record